This is a messenger RNA of Strongylus vulgaris, 309 nucleotides long. The record is from the annotation of a GenBank genome assembly. NCBI's taxonomy places the organism in Eukaryota, Metazoa, Nematoda, Chromadorea, Rhabditida, Strongylidae.
AUGGAAGCAAGAGCCGAUCCCGCUGUCUACCCGGACAUACCUCAGCAGGUGGAACAUCUGAACCAUUUGGUCCCGUUAGAGCCGAUCAACCAGCAUCAUGCAACCCAGUCUGUGUAUAAAGCGAUUUCGGUUAGAGAUGGUGUCACUUAUUGUAUACGAAGACUUCAUGGAUUCCGUGUGUCGUCGCCAAAGCAACUACAGCCGCUAGAAACGUGGAAAAAGCUGAACAAUGUUAAUGUGGUCCAACUACGCGAAGUGAUUGUAAAUUGUAAAUCAUUUGGGGACAGCUGUAAGUUAACUCUACCUUGA